AUGGAGGUUGCAAUGGUGAGUGCAGAGAGCUCAGGGUGCAACAGUCAUAUGCCUUAUGGUUAUGCAGCCCAAGCCCGGGCCCGAGAGAGGGAGAGGCUUGCUCACUCCAGGGCAGCGGCGGCUGCUGCUGUGGCAGCUGCCACAGCUGCUGUCGAAGGCACUGGGGGUUCUGGCGGAGGCUCCCACCAUCAUCACCAGACGCGUGGAGCCUACUCCUCCCAUGAUCCUCAAGGUAGCCGAGGUAGUCGGAGGAGGAGGCAUCAGCGAACCGAGAAGAAGAAACUCCACCAUCGGCAGAGCAGUUUUCCUCAUUGCUCAGAUCUGAUGCCCAGUGGCUCUGAAGAGAAGAUACUGAGAGAAUUGAGCGAGGAAGAGGAAGACGAGGAGGAGGAUGAGGAGGAGGAAGAGGAGGGAAGGUUUUACUAUAGUGAGGAUGACCAUGGGGACGGGUGUUCAUACACAGACCUGCUGCCUCAGGAUGAUGGGGGUGGUGGUGGCUACAGUUCAGUCCGCUACAGCGACUGCUGUGAACGUGUGGUGAUAAAUGUGUCCGGGCUACGAUUUGAAACCCAGAUGAAAACGUUGGCCCAGUUUCCAGAAACUCUGUUGGGAGACCCUGAGAAGAGGACUCAGUACUUCGACCCUUUGCGCAAUGAGUAUUUUUUUGAUAGGAACCGGCCCAGCUUUGACGCCAUUUUAUAUUAUUACCAAUCAGGAGGCCGCCUGAAGAGGCCAGUCAAUGUCCCCUUUGAUAUCUUCACUGAGGAGGUGAAGUUCUACCAGUUGGGAGAGGAAGCCCUGCUCAAGUUCCGCGAGGACGAGGGCUUUGUGAGAGAAGAGGAGGACAGAGCUCUGCCCGAGAACGAAUUUAAGAAACAGAUUUGGCUUCUCUUUGAAUAUCCGGAGAGUUCUAGCCCUGCCAGGGGCAUAGCCAUUGUAUCUGUCCUGGUCAUCUUAAUCUCUAUUGUCAUCUUUUGCCUGGAAACCUUGCCAGAGUUCAGGGAUGACAGGGACCUCAUCAUGGCCCUGAGUGCAGGUGGGCAUAGCAAGUUGUUGAAUGACACAUCAGCGCCCCACCUAGAGAACUCGGGGCACACAAUAUUCAACGAUCCAUUCUUCAUCGUGGAGACAGUGUGUAUUGUGUGGUUUUCCUUUGAGUUUGUGGUCCGAUGCUUUGCUUGCCCCAGCCAAGCUCUCUUCUUCAAAAACAUCAUGAACAUCAUUGAUAUUGUCUCCAUUUUGCCUUACUUCAUCACUCUGGGCACCGAUCUGGCCCAGCAGCAAGGAGGUGGCAACGGCCAGCAGCAACAGGCCAUGUCCUUUGCCAUCCUCAGGAUCAUCCGUCUGGUCCGAGUGUUCCGGAUCUUCAAGCUCUCCAGACACUCCAAAGGCCUGCAGAUCCUGGGCCAUACCCUCAGAGCCAGCAUGCGGGAACUGGGCCUUCUUAUCUUUUUCCUCUUCAUCGGGGUCAUUCUCUUUUCCAGUGCUGUAUAUUUUGCAGAAGCUGAUGAACCCACUACUCAUUUCCAAAGCAUACCGGAUGCGUUUUGGUGGGCUGUGGUCACCAUGACAACUGUGGGCUAUGGGGACAUGAAGCCCAUCACAGUGGGAGGGAAGAUUGUGGGGUCCCUGUGUGCCAUUGCGGGUGUCUUAACCAUUGCUUUGCCUGUGCCAGUAAUCGUGUCUAACUUUAACUAUUUCUACCACAGAGAGACUGAAAAUGAGGAACAGACCCAGUUGACACAGAAUGCAGUCAGUUGCCCAUAUCUCCCUUCUAAUUUGCUCAAGAAAUUCCGGAGCUCGACUUCUUCAUCCCUGGGGGACAAGUCAGAGUAUCUAGAGAUGGAAGAAGGGGUCAAGGAAUCUUUAUGUGGAAAGGAAGAGAAGUGUCAGGAAAAGGGGGAUGAUAGCGAGACAGAUAAAAACAAUUGUUCUAACGCAAAGGCUGUGGAGACCGAUGUGUGA
Alexandromys fortis (reed vole) is the source of this 1965-nucleotide messenger RNA. It is a transcript of the gene Kcna4, whose product is annotated as potassium voltage-gated channel subfamily A member 4. Gene Ontology annotation, cellular component: axon; voltage-gated potassium channel complex; membrane. Gene Ontology annotation, molecular function: delayed rectifier potassium channel activity; potassium ion binding; protein binding. The transcript has a single exon. The record is from RefSeq and is a predicted model, not a curated record. The coding region runs from base 1 to 1965 and encodes 654 amino acids. Lineage: Eukaryota; Metazoa; Chordata; Mammalia; Rodentia; Cricetidae. Gene Ontology annotation, biological process: protein homooligomerization; potassium ion transmembrane transport.